UCCGCCCGUCGCCCGAUGAAGAUUUGUUAGUUUGUUGGCCGCCCGCCGUCGGCGUCUGCUGGUCUCGCGCGAUGAUUAGAUUAAUUAGGUCGUACGGUUAGGAUUUCGUCUAGUUUGUAGGGAUCGACUGAGUUAUCGCUUGAUUAUUAUGGCUUCCUUGGUCGCGGAUUACGGGACCUCCUCCGGCUCGGACGGCGAGACGGACGACGACGUUUCGGACAAUGCCUUCAAGGGUGCGGAGCAGGUGGAGUCGGAGGGGGAGGAGGACGAGGAGGCAGAGGAAAAUGAGGAGGAGAACAGCAGGAGUAACGGUGGACACGUGAGAAUAACUGAAACGACAGCUUCCAAAGACAAGCUUCCAUUGCCGACGCCAGAUUUCAACAGCGCGCCCACGUUAAUGAGGACCUCGGUAUUCCUGAAUCCGUUUGUCGAAGCGGAACGGGCGAAGAGCGCGAUCCUGGAGAAGCACGUGAAGAUGACGCCCACGCUGGACGACACGAAGAUGAUAAACGGCCGCAAGAUCUGCUGGAACUAUCGGAAGGGUCGUUGCCGCUUCGGCCACAACUGUACUUUCGCCCACGACUCGGAUCUGCAUCGCAGCGCGGCCGAAUUAGAAGCCUUACGGGCUCCGCAGGAGACGCUGGUCUGUCAAACUCGGUAUAAUGGGCAGCAACAGCAACAGCAGCAGCAGCAGCAGCAGAUACUGCCGCCCACGAACGACGACGAGAAUGAGGUGGAUCAGGAGAACAAUCAGACAGCGAACAGAAAGCGUAAGAAGAGGCCCGGCCUGUGCCAAUUGUUGCUUCCGAGUAAGAAAGUCUACAAGCAGUUCAAAGCGCAACAACAACAGCAGCAGCAGCAGCAAACCAAAACUAGAUGAAUACUAUUCCUUCGUUUGGGGGUAGUAGUAGGAGAUGAAAUUGUUCUUCUAGCCGAAUCGUUAUGUAUCUUUUGCGAAUCGGAAAGUACGCGCAAUGAGCAAUUUCCCUGCGCAAAUUGUAAAAAAAAAAAGAUUUUUUUAAAGAGGAUAAUUUAGAUGAGAUUUUAGAAGAUAGAAAUUAUGAGAGAGCAAAAAUUGCAGGAGAAACGAAAAAGAUCAUUGUGAACGGUUUUAAGUUCGCUCUCGAGUUUUACGUUUUCGAGAAUCGAAUUUGAAACGGCUCCCAUCAGCAAAGUGGGAGCCAUUAGCGUAUAGCGAUGAGACUAAUCGAGAUCUCGUCUAAGAUUUAGAUUAAUAUUUAAUUAAAACGCGAUUUCGCGAACAAAAUCAAUGUAGGUAUACAAAGGAAAAAGAAAAAAUAAUUCCGAUUUAUGCUUCCAACGCGAACAAAACAUAUGUAGGAUAGGAGCUUUAUUUGAGAAACUUUUUAUCUCAUAUAAAUUCGCGAAAGAUUCCCGUUGCGCGCACAAAACGGACGCGUGUGCUUCUUAAGAUUCGUCUUUCGUAACGCAACGAACUCGUAAAUACAUGUCUUCUUGUUAUCUUGUUUUUCCAUAUUUAUCGUUACUAGCCAAUUAUUUACUAGACAUUCAACAGUACUGUUCGUUCGUGAGAAUACCAAAAUGACGUUUUAUAAUCCAGACACAGAAUAUAUAUUGUAAUAACACGUGAUGAUAUUCGACGAAUUUGGUGUUACAAUACCCCUUUCCACAUACGAAGAAACAUUCUGUAUACCUGACAACAAUACUUCCAUGCGUUUUUUGUGAAUUUAGGAUUGAUCGAAGCGCAUAUGCUUGAUUACAUCCCUCUUUUAUAAGACAAAUGUUUAUUUUACAUUUCCUUACACGGCGAUCGACGAAACAAAUUCGAAAUCGAAUGUAAUUGCAAUAUUGGUAGAUAUUGCGAAUGACGGCAAAGUCAUUUACUAAUACAUUAAUCUUUCUAACGAAGAAGAGUAAUUAUGAUAAUAGAUCGAAAUAAAAUAGAAGGACAAACUAAAUGUUUACCUAACUUUAUCCAAUUUAAGUGGUUAAACAAUGUUUUACUAACGUGUUAAUUACCUGUUGGAGAAGAAGAAAAUAAUUGCGAUAAUAGAUCAAAAUAGGAGAAACAGUGAGAAACCUCAAGUUUAUCGUAACUAUCGUGACUUAAAAGAGGCUCCUCGGUUUCCGAGGAUUUCUAAAAGGUUGCCAAUAAAUGAUUCAGCUGUGCUGAAACAAC
Messenger RNA from Temnothorax curvispinosus, 2161 nucleotides. RefSeq lists its product as uncharacterized. Bases 149 to 880 code for a protein of 243 amino acids. Gene Ontology annotation, molecular function: metal ion binding. The transcript has 2 exons. Lineage: Eukaryota; Metazoa; Arthropoda; Insecta; Hymenoptera; Formicidae. The record is from RefSeq and is a predicted model, not a curated record.